AGAAGAACGAAGCAGUGGGUGGAGAGUCUUCCCGCGGACUGAGCUUCCUAGCGCAGACGAAGUUGCAACCAGGAAUUGCCAUGGAUCCAUUUUUGAGUCUGCUGAAUUCAUUUUCAAGAGCCCUUUCUUCAGAUGAACUGGAUACGCUCAAAUUUCUGUGCCAAGAAUAUAUUGGUAAAAGAAAGCUUCAGGCGGUGAAAAGUGGCAACGAACUCUUCAAUCAUCUCCUUGAGCAAGAAAAAAUUACAUGUAACAAUGUAGAGUUCUUAAGAUCCAUGUUAGAGACCCUGAAAAGAGAAGAUCUGCUCACUCAGCUGGACCAGUUUCUUAAGGGUGGAGGUGAUGAUCCUGUUGACCGUCUGGAUGAUCAAGGUGAUCUUGACAGAGCUUUUGAAAUCAUAUGCGAGAACGUUGGAAAAAACUGGAAAAUGCUUAUUCGAAGACUUGGAAUUUCAGAAGCCAAACUAGAUCGCAUAGUAGCAGCGAAUCCGUACAACUUGGAAGAACAAUUGAUGAAGUCACUUUUAGAGUGGCGCAAAUCGAAAAGGGAAGAAGCCAGAGUUGAGGAUGUCAUCAAAGCCCUCAGGGACUGUCACAUGAACCUCACCGCAGACUAUGUCGAAGAAAGUUUGCAACAGAGAAGCUGAAACUCAAAAAUCAGUGGGAAAAGAUCAUUAGUGUGAUAUUAAAAUUCAAUAUGUGUAUGAAAAAA
Messenger RNA from Anolis sagrei ordinatus, 712 nucleotides. It is a transcript of the gene FADD, whose product is annotated as Fas associated via death domain. NCBI's taxonomy places the organism in Eukaryota, Metazoa, Chordata, Lepidosauria, Squamata, Anolidae. Gene Ontology annotation, molecular function: protein binding. Gene Ontology annotation, biological process: signal transduction; regulation of apoptotic process. The record is from RefSeq and is a predicted model, not a curated record.